GCGCUGUCAAUAAAGUUCAUUCAAACACUGCGCUGCAGCUAUGGCGGCUCCCAUGUCGUGGAGGAGGCUGGUGUCCUCUCCGGCCAUCGCCGGGGUUUUUACCCGAAUAUCAGACCGGCUGUUUCGUGCAAGGGAUAGAAGAGGAGGCUCCUCCGUUCUCCUGCUGGCUCCUCUUCUGGCUGAAACCGACCUGCCUCCCCGUCAUGUCUCCAGGCCCACCGGGUCCGCCGGAGCUCAGGGCACCGACGGUCUCUGCAGCCACUUCAGAUGGAUGGCAGAACACGUUCCGGCCUUCAGGGUACCGGGAGCCCACGUCCACAUCCUGACCUCACCUGACCAGUUCUACCAGACCAUGAAGGCUCGAAUCAGGACGGCUCAGAGGCGAGUGGUGAUGGCCUCGCUGUAUCUGGGGACGGGUCAGCUGGAGCAGGAGCUGGUGGACUGCAUGGAGGAAGCGCUGCAGCGUUCACAGGAAAGCAGCCGAUCCCCCGACCUGAAAGUCUCCGUUUUGCUGGACUACACUCGCGGAUCACGAGGGCAGGUUAACUCGAGGACCAUGUUGCUGCCUCUGCUGCAGCGCUUCACGUCUCAGAUGCGAGUUUCCUUGUACCACACUCCGGACCUCAGAGGGCUGCUGAGGCUUCUGGUGCCGCAGCGCUUCAACGAGACCAUCGGAGUCCAGCACAUCAAAGUCUACCUGUUCGACGACAGCAUUAUCAUCAGCGGAGCCAACCUGAGCGACUCGUACUUCACCAACAGACAGGAUCGCUACGUGCUGCUGGAGAACUGCCGGGAGGUCGCUGACUUCUUCUCCGAGCUGGUGGAGGCCGUGGGGGACGUCUCCCUGCAGCUUCAGCCCGACGACUCGGUCAGCAUGCUGGAGGGGAUGGUGCACCCGUACAAAGGCAACCGGCAGGACUUCUCGGCGUCGGCGAGGGAACGCAUCAUGGAGGUCGUGAACACGGCACACGUGAGGCAGCGGUUGCUGAGCCGGUCGGAGGACUCUGAGGACGAAGGCCUGAGCAACGGGGAGGAGGACACCUGGGUGUUUCCUCUGGUGCAGAUGAAACCUCUGGGCAUCCAGGUGGAUGAGCAGGUCACACAGCGGCUGCUAACAGACGCCGGCCCCGACUCCACUGUGUUUCUAACAUCAGGUUACUUUAAUCUGACCCGGGCAUACAUGAGUCUGAUCCUCGGGGCCGGAGCCAGCUACCGAAUCCUCACUGCCUCCCCGGAGGUCAACGGGUUCUUUGGGGCCAAAGGCGUCGCCGGCGCGAUUCCUGCGGCGUACAUCCACAUCGCCAGGCAGUUCUACAACCAGGUGUGCCGGCUGGGCCAGCAGGAGAGAGUCCACCUGCACGAGUACCACAGACCACAGUGGACCUUCCAUGCCAAAGGAGGCUGGAGGUUUUCUUCCUGGAGGGCAAUCAGUCAGACAUGUUGGAGUUUCAUCAUCAUCUCGCUGAGAGUCGACGUCUUCACCGUCGCCUCGGAUUUAAAAAAACAUCCUCAAGAGACUUUCUUUACACACUGGUUCACUCCUCGUUCCUACGUCGUCACGCAGUGGAUUUCUGGUUCUGUGGCGUCACUAACUACAAGCAUUUCAAAGGGACUCUUCCUGUCAGCGUUCGUACACCUUCAGAGGUGCUGCAUGCAGUAAAAAUAAACGGAGAUUGAACGUCUCUGAUGUAAUGAAAGCUGUGAUGGUAAACAGAUGGGUGUGGUGACGAGCCACAAUCCCUGAAGAGCCUUAAUGACCAUUUUUAGGAGCUCUUACCAUGUUUACAGCUAAGUUAAGUGUACAGUCUAUGUGUUAUUAUCUUUGUAAAUUAAAGGACCAUGUGGUGAGUUUUUAACUGA
This is a messenger RNA of Amphiprion ocellaris (clown anemonefish), 1860 nucleotides long. Its product is annotated as CDP-diacylglycerol--glycerol-3-phosphate 3-phosphatidyltransferase, mitochondrial. The record is from RefSeq and is a predicted model, not a curated record. Gene Ontology annotation, molecular function: CDP-diacylglycerol-glycerol-3-phosphate 3-phosphatidyltransferase activity. Gene Ontology annotation, biological process: cardiolipin biosynthetic process. The transcript is spliced from 9 exons. Bases 41 to 1660 code for a protein of 539 amino acids. Gene Ontology annotation, cellular component: mitochondrion. Lineage: Eukaryota; Metazoa; Chordata; Actinopteri; Pomacentridae.